This is a messenger RNA of Liolophura sinensis, 8527 nucleotides long. Its product is annotated as activated CDC42 kinase 1-like. Gene Ontology annotation, biological process: protein phosphorylation. Lineage: Eukaryota; Metazoa; Mollusca; Polyplacophora; Chitonida; Chitonidae. The transcript has 14 exons. Bases 310 to 4416 code for a protein of 1368 amino acids. The record is from RefSeq and is a predicted model, not a curated record. Gene Ontology annotation, molecular function: protein tyrosine kinase activity; ATP binding; protein binding.
CGUCAUGGAUUGCUAAUUACCCUCAGCAGAGCUAGUGCUGCUAGUGAUGUGCGUAAAUCUGGACAUUUUAUCGAUUUUAUUUCAUCUUAUUCUCAGACUGUUUUCUUGUCACCGAGACAAGGUGUGCAUAAUUUCUAGGCCCACACAGAAUGAUGCCAUUUGAACAUACAUGUAUUUGAAAAUUUGCGCACGAUUUGACUUUACAAUGAUGCCUUACAUGGCGUGUGAACAACAGGAAGUGAUGCAUAAUUAUCAACAUUUGUGACAGUCAUACGCUGUGAACUUUUGAAGAAUUUUAAUGUAUUAACCAUGGAAAACAAAAGUAUUUCCACUUCUCCGGCUUUGUUUAUUGAAAAAAGUGCCACAAAAAAUGCUUAUAGCAAGUAUGGAGAACAGAUAAAAGCCAAGAAGAAAACCAAGCAUAAAUUUCCUAAAUUCCAAAACUCAAGAAAAAUUGGAAAGUUGAUGGUCUUUAACAGAACGAGAAGGAAUGAUGGCCUGACCUACCCAAAGGAAAACAGAAGAGUAAGCUUUGUAGAAAAGAGAGCUGAAGAGGUGUUACCAGACAUCUCUAACUUAUACUGUGAUAUUGAGGAGAUAAGAGCCAAGAUGACUGAGGAGGAAGGCCAGGAAUGGCUGAUUGAUCUGCUGACUGAGGUCCAGCUGGACCAGUUCUACACCAAGCUCCGCGACGACCUCCAGGUCACCAGACUUGGUCACUUUGACUAUGUGAAGACAGAGGACCUGGAAAAGAUUGGGAUGGGUAAGCCGGCAAGUCGCCGACUGUUAGAUGCUGUGAAGAGGAAGAAGGCCACUCUGAGGAAGAAAGGCAUCUUAGAUAAGAUUCUCCCCGGAAGCAAACCCAAUGAAAGAUUUUCCACCAAGAAAAGUAGUCCGACACCUGGGAAAUCUUUGAGCCCUGUGAACCGAGAACAGCUGCUUACCUGCUUGAUCAAUGAGAAAGCUCUAGUCAUGUACAGUAACCUUGGGAAUGGCUCAUUUGGUGUGGUGAGGAAAGGAGACUGGUCAACACCAUCAGGAAAUAAGAUUCCUGUUGCCAUAAAAAUCCUGAAAAAUGAUGCGCUGGCUCUGCCAGGUGCCUUUGAAGAUUUUGUAAAGGAGGUGAAUGUGAUGCAUUCUCUGGACCACCCCAACCUGAUCCGCUUGUACGGAGUUGUGCUCUCCACACCCCUCAUGAUGGUAACAGAGUUAGCUCCCUUGGGAUCUCUGCUGGAUCAGUUACGACGAGAGCAGCAGAAGUACCUGUUAACGACAUUGUGCGACUUUGCCAUCCAAAUUGCGACUGGGAUGGGGUACCUGGAAUCUAAACGCUUCAUCCACAGAGACCUGGCCUGCAGGAACGUGUUGAUGGCCUCAGCAGAAAAGGUGAAAAUAGGUGAUUUUGGUCUAAUGCGAGCCCUUCCCAGUCAAGAAGAUCACUAUGUGAUGACAGAACACAAAAAAGUGCCAUUUGCAUGGUGUGCCCCAGAGAGUCUGAAGUCUCGUCAGUUCUCCCAUGCGAGCGACACCUGGAUGUUUGGGGUGACCCUUUGGGAGAUGUUUACCUAUGGCCAAGAGCCCUGGAUGGGCUACAAUGGAUCGCAGAUUUUACAGAAGAUUGACGUUGAGAGUGAGAGGUUGCAGAAGCCACCCCAUUGCCCUGCGGACAUCUACCAGCUGAUGUUACAGUGCUGGGCACACAAACCUCAGGACAGACCUACAUUCCUCGCUCUCAAGGACUUCCUCUGUGAGGUGCGACCACCUGAGAUGAGGGCUAUCCAGGCAUUUAAGGAGGGAGACAAGCUGGAGCUGGAGGCAGGGGAUCACAUCAUCAUCAUUGAUGGCAGACCGGACCAUUUCUGGUGGAGAGGUCAGAACAAACGAACUCAUGAGGUCGGACCUUUCCCCCGCAAUAUUAUGGACCCCCAACGAAGACUUGCAGCCCACGACAUCAGCCAUCCUCUGAGAAACAGCUUUAUCCACACUGGGCAUGGUGAUGUUGGAGGCUCCACAUGGGGGGAUCCAUCCAUCAUUGAUGAGGUCUAUUUGAGAAAUCCAAUGGAGCCUCCAGAUAUAUCUGGAGAGACUGAUGAUGUCAAACCCACACAACUUCCAGACCGCAAUAAACGACCGUUAAUGUACCAGACUCUUAAUGGUGGGAAGCUGUUCCAGUACGCCAAAUUUCAGAAUGAGGCAGAUAAAGAAAGGAAAUCCAGUCCAAAGCCAAACAGACAGGAGCGCUCUAAAUUCUCCCAUAAAUCGUCGUUUUAUGUUUCAUCUCACUCCGACAGUCGCAUACCAGUAAAUCGAGCAAAGCCCAACGCAACGUACCCACGAUCUGGUAAAGAGGAGAUUCAUGGGAAACGUCGAAGUGAAGAAAGGCCCCUCAUUGACCUGAGCGAUGAGGUUGAAUCUACCAAUGCCGCAAAUCUGUCACGUAACUCUGCAAAAAACUCUCUGUCACUUUUUGACACUUUAAUGACUGCGGACACAGAAUUAAGUAUUUACAGGAAUGUUGAGUUGCCCAGACCUCUCAUAGGAGACCCCAAUGCAGAGAAAGAUCCCUUUGACCUGGUGUUUGACGGACUGCGGUACUCGGGUCCUUCCACUGGCAGUAGUAAUAACAGCCGUAGUGUCACCCCAAUACAGCAAACUGCAAGCUCUGACAUGACAAAAUCCUCCACAUUGCCAUCAUCCUCUGCAUUGCCUUCAUCCUCCGCAUUGCCUUCCACCUCCACAUCUUUGUCCUCGUCACUAAUCGUCCAAAAGCCGUACCAAUCAAACAAAUUGCCGUCAGCCGACAAUUAUCAGCCUCCAGUUCCCCCAAGGUCACAGUACAGCGAAGUACCAGAACAGAAUUUACAGAAUCUACCAGCAGCCACUAGUCAGUACUCAUCCUCUGGUAGCAGAUAUUACUCUGUACCACCGUCAGAAGAUGGGACGUACGCGUCAGUUCCAACCCCCAGUAACACGACCUCUAACUCAGCCUCAGAGUACCCCAAGGUCAGUGCUGGGACAAACCGGCAAAUCAAGCCACCAAAUCAGUGGGUCAGUUUCCAACCAAACCAGUCAGAGGCAGGUAAUAAAAAUGCAAAAGCUUUUGAUUGGCUGAAUGACCAGUUAAGUAACUUUUCACUGACUCCAACCUCACCCGCCGCCAGUCCCAAUAAGACAUUCACGCCGCCUCCACCAGUGGGCGCUCCUUUGUAUGACAGCGUCCCUCCUGCAUGGGAGAGCUUUGGUUCACCUAACCAGCAGCGUAAACACGAGCCUGUUGUGUACAAAUCAGCACAAUAUGAUGAAGUACCCGUUGAGGCAACAACACCACCCAACCCCAGACCUCUUCAACAAAAGGCUUUCCAGGAGAAGUUAUCCCAUGUCCUGAUCCAGCCGAGGUCUCAGUAUGGUGUUGCCCCGGGGACGGUGGCCGGAGCAGUCCCAGGUGCUCGUCCCACAGUCUGCCUCACCAGUACCAGGGACAACUACAAACCUAUGUCAGACUUCGCUGAUGAUGAGUGGGACUCAUUUGAGUCUGAUGACUCGAAUGAUCAAGCGCCUAACGGUGGCAUAGCGGAGCACCCUCCCCCCUUACCUCCACGGGAUUACCUCCAGGAUGGACAGCCUGAGGCCAAGUCCAGCAGUUUGGACGACCUGUACUCUGUACCAAGAAAACCUCGCAUCCACCCUGUCAAACAGGAGGGUGUGCAGCUCAGCCACACGCACUACUUUCUGUUGCCAGACAAGCAAAAGAAGGACUGCCUUCCUGCCAACACGGCUGCUGUAAAACCAUUCUCGGUGGACGGAACACAGUACCAGCGCAGCAUCAGUGCAGGCGCAGAGUCCCGAGUAAACAGCGACAUGGAUCCAGUCAUCAACCAAUUGCGACAGCGCUCAAGGUCACAGCAGAGGUCAGAGUAUGAGAAUCUUGACUCAGAGGGGCCACCAUCUCCAAAGACCUCACGAACUGCUUCAGUCCACAGUGAAAAUUUGUCUUGGUCAGGGAUGACAGGGUUUAAGGCUGUAAGCCCAGAGCCCAACCAUGGUCGCCCAUCUCCUGGGCGACAAGUUGGGAGGCGCGAUAGAGCCAAGGCCACCGACCAAGGCUAUCAAGGUCAAGGUCAAAGGCAGACAUUUUCUCCUUCUAGCUCUCCCAGAGACAAAGUACAGUACGUCCUAAGUAGCGUGUUGGGUGUUACGGACGAUGAGUGUCACACAGCACUGUGCCAUGCCCAGUGGAACUGUGAAACCGCGAUACGAUACCUGAAGGUGGAACAGCUGUUUCGUCUGGGUGUGGCCACAAGAGAUCACUGUGAAAAGCUGUUAGAGGCUUUACAAUGGGACCUGGAGCUUGCAAGCAGUGUGUUGUUAGAUGGCUACAAGGAUAAUACAUGUAGUCAGUGUGUGUCUACUGUGUAGUGGGAGGUACAAUUCUUCCAGGUUGUGGCUGCACAAACUGACAUGGAGGUUCCUGCUGGGUAAGCCGCAGAAAGGGAGGUAAUCAGUAGUCCACUUAACAGUGUUCCUUGAAUUUUUGAGUGAGGAUCAGAAACAUGAGUGGUCAUUUCCUUGUGUUGUAAUACUGAAGUGCAGUUUGAGCAGCUGUUUUAGCCAAUGGUAUGGUCAACCGUUGUGGGAUGUUACCAAGUUGUUGCAUACCUCUGUAGUGCACGAGUCCCCAGGCUUAUUGAACCAGUGCACAUACACUCUUCUCUCAACUGGCCCCUUUUUCUGGAACAUAUAUGGGGUUGUGUAUAUAAAAUGUAAAAGUGCAAAUUUAACUACCAAAGGCAGUUAUGCACCUUCAAAGUAUGCAUGAAAGCAGUACAAGUACAAAGGCUAGACAAAUAACCCGAGUGCUUUUAGGAGUAAUCUCAGUUUUCAGGUUUGUAAUCUGUGGAAAGUCAGUUGCAUCAGGUUUUGUGUGUGCAGCUGUUUGUGUACAAAUCAAAAUAAUUAAAAGACUGUGUUUGCAGAGAGCCAGAGUGCACAUUCAAAUUGCAAACUUUUCUGUCAUACACGCAAUACAGAAGCAGAAGGUCAGUGUCUAAAAGUUUAUUGGGCCAAUUUCACAAACCAAUUGAGUCAAUACAUUUUGUUUGUGUCCAGAGAAUUUCAGAUUGCAUUUUUCACAUAUGUGCUCCAAAUUUCAGCCCCAUUUUAUACAUUAGAUUUUAAAUUUUGACACAAGUUAAAACAUUUAGUAUAAUAUUUGGGUUGUCAACAUAAUGCAGAAAUGGAAAAGACAUUUAGAUGCAUGUGUACAUGUACAGUAGUUACAUGUACUGGUUGUCUACAUUGUAUGUCAAAUGUAAUUUUACUCAUUGUUAUUAAUUAUGGUACUCAAGGUCACAUAAUUGUAUCAUUUAGUGGAUUAACCCAAUAGCCCUAGCUGUUGCUAGCUUUGAGGGCUGGUACAUGUAUAUAGUAGGUUGUGAAUAACAUGCAAUGUAAUGAUGUAAUGCAGACUUCUUACUCCUGUUUUUCUGACUGCAAGAUACACUGUGCAAAAGUGUUCAUUGCAUCUAAGCCAUUUUACUUGUAAACAGACGCUGAAGACUAGUAAGUUUUCAGAUAAAUACACAUAAGUAUCUGAGUCAAACAUAACAAUGAAGAAUUAUUAAUGAUGAUUACCAGGCACAUAUUCACAGGAGUUAAUGUAAAAUGUGAGUUUGUUAAAAAUGUGAACCUUUUACAUGAAAAAUGUGCAAGUAGUUAAGUGCAUUCGUGUAUCUAAAUGUACGAUAGACGCCCAUGUCAGUGUUAUGUUCAAAAUAUGUGCAGCUGAGGUUGAACAAAUAUUACAGUGAGUGUAUUUAUGAUAUAUGACAAGCCUGAGUUGUGAGCAGUCCCGACUCACAUGGACCUGAAUGACCAUAAAUUUCAUCCAUGAUUAACUUGCCCAUUUUUCCUCAUUAAGUGGUUUAUUGAUUUCUGAAAGGUGUUUUGAGUGAAUGAGUGCUUGAGGUUUAACAGAAAGGUGUUUUGAGGUUUGCUCGGAAGAUGGGGUGACAUUCAACUGGAAAAGUUUAAGUUUCAGCACCAAAAAUACUAUUUUGUGACAUUUAUUUGCCUCUAAAAAUGCACUUUUGUGGGCGAAAUUUGAGGUCAGUUAUGGUAAAUUGUUCUCCCAAAGUAUAUAAGAAAACUUUUGACUGUAGCGCUAGGAGGUUACCUCUGUUUGUUAUGGCUGUACUGACUCUCACUUGAUACAAUAAUAUUGUAUUCAUAUCAGUCUUGCACGUAGAGUGUGUUCACAUAACAGAAGGAAAGUUUUUGUAUCAUAGAUGACAAACAGUGAAUCAUUAUUUUGUAGAGUGUGCUUUUGGUAACAGGUUAUUAUUAAGGAAGAGUGGUCAGUUGUCUUAAACGUAGCAAUAAAGUAUCGUUUUAUACGUGUAUGAAUGAUAAAAAACACAUUCAUGUUAGGUAAGUUCCAUAAUUUAGAUCUUUUGUACGAGAUCAUAAUUCAUAUAAACCAUUUAAUGUGUGAAGGUACUAAAACUACAAAACCAAAUGAUCACAAGAAGCAUGUAAUGCAUUUUGGGAGGAAUAAUUUUCAUUAUUAGUUUGAUUAAUUCAAACCCAAUUAACACAUCCUGUGAUUGGAUAUUAGAACAUGUGAUUUGGCUAUGUUGAAGUUGCUUUAGAAAUAAAUUGCUUUAGAAGCAUUUAGUGAACAAGUGAGACAGAUACUAGAUUCUUACAGCUAACUAUACAUUUACACUAAAUGGUAUUACAUGUAAUAAGAUGUUUGCACAAUGCUUACAAAAAGUGCUGUUCUCAAGCAAAUAAACUAAGUUUUCUGUACCUGUUGCCAGUGUAACACUGUAGUGAAAUUACAUGAAUAUUGGUAAUGUCAGAAUCACAAUUGAAACCAAUAAUGAGAAGUAAAAGUAGGUAAAGGCAUUAUCUAGAAAGAGCUAGUUGAAUAGAGAAUAACUUUUUUAUGCUUAAAUUUAAUAAUCAAGCCAUUGUUCUGCUGAGCUUUUAAGCCAACGUAAUCACACACAAGAUUAGGGAGUUACAGUAUGCGUUUCUUUUCAAUACUGGUGGUUUAUCAUGUACAUGACUGGCACCAUUUCUUUGUGCAAGUCUUUUAAAAUAAACCAUUGCAUGCACUGACAAAUUUAACCUGCUAAGACCUGAGAAACAAUAUGUGUCAUAAAAUUGUAUUUUAGAUUGAAACACAAAAAUCAGCAAGAAAGAGGAGGGGCCAGAAUUUGUUUGUAACAUAUAGGCCCGUGUUUAACAUGUUAUGUCUUUGUCAGUUCUGAUUGGGUAUGUAUUUGAAAAGCUUGAUCCCUUGCCAUCAUUUUGAUUGAUGGUAAAUAUGCAUAUUGAACAAGAUGUUUGACAACCUGAUGUACUUUUGAUACUAAAAUAUUUAUAUGUGUAUGACAUUGAGAAAAGGUAGUCUGUAAGAAUCCCUGAACGGAUAUACAUUUUCAUCAUUGUCUGCAGAUGUAUGUGAGUGUUGUUGUUGCUAUAAAUAUGGUGUCAUUCUUUCUUGAAGUUCAAAGAUUAGUGAAUGAAAUGGACUUGUAGGUUUUGUUAGUGCCAAUUUACAGUAUGAGGAAAUCUGUUGGGAAGAUAAGAACAUGAGCAUUAUAAGAAUGAUUGUUGUAGCCUUUGAAUGAUUGUGUAUAAGGCAAUUUUGUGAUGUCACGCAAGCUGGUGACCGCAGUGUUGGUAGUUGUUGUUGUUAUGUGUAAAAUACAAAAUGUUUUUUAAAGCAGUUGCAUUGUUGCAGUAAAUGAAAAACCAUUGGCCACUCACAUACUAUUGGUGAUUUCAGUUGAAACAGUUCAAACCAAUGCUUGUUUGUUCCAUCUACAUGUUGUUACCACAUCUUAAAUGUUUUACGCUCAUCCUGUUAAUUAAAACGUCAGCUUAAGGAGAUUAGUUACCUCAUCUAAAAAAAAAAAUCAAAUCAUAUUAAGACAGAUGAUCUAUAUGUAAUCACUUUAGCUAAUAUUGUAAUUAAGUAUAUGUACAUGUAAGCAAGGGUUUAGGUGAAAUUAAUAAGGUGUAUCAGAAAAUAAAACAGUGUUUACAUUUUUCAUAUACACUAUCUUUAAAUCCUAAGGCAUAUACUUUAUAGUCUCACUUUCGAUCAAAGAAUAUCGUUAAAAAAAAAAUUAAGAAAAAAUUAAGUGUUGGUGGAAAGACCACUGAAAACUACUAUGUCCAAUCCUAUACCUAAUUGUUUUAGAUUUAUUUAUUUCAUUUUAUUUGUAUUAUUAUCUGAUGUAAUGGAGUAUAAUCUUUGAAUUCCUUUCUAGGAUUUUUGGACCAGUUUAGAUGUCAUUCAUGUCACAGUUGUUUGUUUUCUUUUUUGUUUUCAUCCUAAAUAGGUCAACUGCAAUAACUGUUGGUUAUCUACCUUUUCUGUCAUGUAUAGGCACAACACUAAAAUGCAUGGUAGUGUGUGGAUAGAAUUAAAUAACUGCUCAAAUUCUGUUGCAGGCUUCAUUGACCGUAUUGACAAGAAUUUGAUAGAAAAGUAAAACUCAUUACUUCACUUUCA